This is a messenger RNA of Aricia agestis (brown argus), 1779 nucleotides long. It is a transcript of the gene Dhr-1, whose product is annotated as pyrokinin-1 receptor-like. Gene Ontology annotation, cellular component: plasma membrane. Bases 115 to 1398 code for a protein of 427 amino acids. Gene Ontology annotation, molecular function: neuromedin U receptor activity. The record is from RefSeq and is a predicted model, not a curated record. The transcript is spliced from 5 exons. Gene Ontology annotation, biological process: neuropeptide signaling pathway. Lineage: Eukaryota; Metazoa; Arthropoda; Insecta; Lepidoptera; Lycaenidae.
CCGGCGGCCGGCGAACGUGUUAACAUAGUUCGUUAAAGUGACUGUGGAUUUAACGAUUUGUGUACAACGAUGAUAUAGGAGUCGCCGAAGUAAUGUUAGAGGCGUCGUUCCAACAUGAACAUAUCGGACGGCACGGUUCCGGGGCCGGUUGACCCCGCGCGGAUCUUCGGGCCGCAGCGCGACCCGCUGUACGUCGUGAUCCCGGUGACCAUCGUGUACUCGGUGAUCUUCGUCACGGGCGUCGUGGGCAACAUCUUCACGUGCACCGUGAUCGUCCGCAACAAGAGCAUGCACACCGCCACCAACUACUACCUGUUCAGUCUGGCCGUCUCCGACCUGCUGCUGCUGGUGAGCGGGAUGCCGCAGGAGAUGUACUCGAUCUGGUCGAAGUGGCCGUACAUAUUCGGGCCGGUGUUCUGCGUGAUCCGGGGGCUGGCGGCGGAGACGUCGACGAACGCCAGCGUGCUGACGAUCACGUUGUUCACGAUAGAGCGCUACCUGGCGAUAUGCCACCCGUUCGUGUCGCAUAAGAUGUCGAAGCUGUCGCGAGCGAUUCGACACGUGAUACUCCUAUGGGUGGUGGCGCUCGGGUUCGCUUUACCCCAGGCCCUGCAAUUCGGGAUCAAGGUGCACAGAGGAGUCACUAUGUGUCUGCAGACGAGAGUGAUACUGGAGCAUUCCUUCGAGCUGUCGACUUUCUUCUUCUUCUUCGCGCCGAUGGUUCUGAUCACCGUCCUGUACUCGCUGAUCGGCCUGCGACUCAACAACUCCAGCAUAGCCAAGACGAUACAGGCCGGCAAGCAGGUGAAAACAAACAAGAGAAUUAUACAGCGAAUACAGAGGAAAAACAGCACUCAAUCUACGAAGCGGGUUGUGAAGAUGCUAGUGGCGGUAGUGCUGGCAUUCUUCAUCUGCUGGGCGCCGUUCCACGCGCAGCGUCUGGUCGCGAUAUACGGCACGAGCGAGAACCACUCCGCCAAGUCGCCGGUCCUACUCUCCGUCUACUACUUCCUCACCUACAUCUCCGGGAUCUUCUACUACAUGUCCACCUGCAUCAACCCCAUAUUCUACCACAUCAUGUCCAACAAGUUCAGAGAGGCUUUCAAGAGCACCAUGAUGUCGUGGUGCUGUAGGAAGGCGAUGCCGGCACAGCGCUGCUCCUACACCGCCGUGCCCUUCUCGAGACAGCUCACCACCACCGGCUCCAUCAAGUCAGGGAGCUCGCUGCGGCAACAGUCCAGUCUGAAGGAGUUCAACCUCAGCAGCAAGCCUGGUGACGUGACACCCCGGGUGUGGCAAGUGUGUGAGAUGUGCAAACACUCCCUUACGGUCCCGGGCGACGACAACAGAAAUUGUCGGCAUGCCGACGGCCCAAAUGGAACUGUUUACUGGAAUUGAGAAGCUGUUGAUCUAUGAAACGGAACAGUUUACAGGAAUUCAGAAACAGUUACUAAAGUAAAUGAAACAGUUUACAAUAAUUAAGCAAAUGUUAACAGACAAUAUGGAACAGUUAACAAGAAUUCAGAAGCUGUUAGCGAAGUUAAUGAAACAGUUUACAAGAAUUUAGUAGCUGUUCCUAAAGUAAAUGAAACAGUUCAUAAGAAUUGAGUAGCUGUGAACGGACAGAACGAAACAGUAUACAGGAAUUAAGUAAACUUUCACAAAAGAAAAGGACACAAGAUUGAAGUAGUGACUGUCUAAACGAAAUGGUUUACGUGAAAAAAGUAAACGUAUGUAGAUUAAAGGUCACAGCACAGAUAUCAAUUUGGAAAGGGAUCG